Molecule: messenger RNA, 2029 nt
Organism: Hippopotamus amphibius kiboko
Lineage: Eukaryota; Metazoa; Chordata; Mammalia; Artiodactyla; Hippopotamidae
Product: GDP-fucose transporter 1-like
Biological process (GO): GDP-fucose import into Golgi lumen; protein O-linked glycosylation via fucose
Cellular component (GO): Golgi apparatus
Molecular function (GO): antiporter activity
Source: RefSeq, a predicted model, not a curated record
CCUCCCUUCCGUUCCUCCCCGCCCCGCCCCGCCACCGGGCUCCAGCCGGCUGGGCCCCAGCCUCUUCCCCGCGGACACGUCCCCUCUGUCCAGCCUUAGCGUGCCCGUCGCCUCUGCCCUGUGUCCUGUCUCAUGAACCCCCUCAGGGUGGGAGCAGGUUGUGGGGCUCGCCCCGGAGCAGACCCUCUCCAUCCAGGAGAAGGGUGGGAGGCCUCCGGGCCACCCGCCACGUGACAGAUGAGGACUUGAGCUUGCAGAAAGCAGAAGCGAGCUCCCUGCCCUGAACUCCAGGAACUCAGUCUGGCUGUAGGGUGACCCGGCUCCUCUGCUACCAUGAACAGGGCCUCUCUGAAGCGGUCAAGGAUCCUGCACAUGGCACUGAUGGGGACUUCCGACCCCUCCGCAGAGGCAGAGGCCAGCCAGGAGAAACCCUUUGUGCCGCGGGCACUGCAGAUCGCACUGGUGGUCUCUCUCUACUGGGUCACGUCCAUCUCUAUGGUGUUCCUUAACAAGUACCUGCUGGAUAGCCCCUCCCUGCGGCUCAUCUUCGUCACCUUCUACCAGUGCCUGGUGACCUCGCUGCUGUGCAAGGCCCUCAGCUCGCUGGCCACCUGCUGUCCUGGCACCGUGGACUUCCCCACCCUGCGCCUGGACCUCAGGGUGGCCCGCAGCGUCCUGCCCCUGUCGGUGGUCUUCAUUGGCAUGAUCAACUUCAAUAACCUCUGCCUCAAGUAUGUGGGUGUGGCCUUCUACAACGUGGGCCGCUCACUUACCACGGUCUUCAAUGUGCUGCUCUCCUACCUGCUGCUCAAGCAAACCACCUCCUUCUAUGCCUUGCUUACCUGUGGCAUCAUCAUCGGUGGCUUCUGGCUUGGCGUGGACCAGGAGGGCGCAGAGGGUACCCUGUCUUGGACGGGCACGCUCUUUGGCGUGCUCGCCAGCCUCUGUGUCUCGCUCAACGCCAUUUACACCAAGAAGGUGCUCCCCGCAGUGGAUGGCAGCAUCUGGCGCCUGACCUUCUACAACAACGUCAAUGCCUGCGUCCUCUUUCUGCCCCUGCUCCUGCUGCUGGGGGAGCUCCGGGCCCUCUACAGCUUCCCCCAGCUGGGCAGCGCCCACUUCUGGGGCAUGAUGACGCUGGGCGGCCUGUUUGGCUUCGCCAUCGGCUAUGUGACAGGACUACAGAUCAAGUUCACCAGUCCCCUGACCCACAACGUGUCCGGCACGGCCAAAGCCUGUGCCCAGACGGUGCUGGCCGUCCUCUACUACGAGGAGACCAAGAGCUUGCUCUGGUGGACGAGCAAUAUGCUGGUGCUGGGCGGCUCCUCCGCCUACACCUGGGUCCGGCGCUGGGAGAUGCGGAGGCUUCAGGAGGAGCCCCGCCCCAAGGAGGACGAGAAGGGUAACAUGGAGGUGUGAGCUGCUCCGGAGACCCUGGGAUGUCCCGGCCUGGCCCAGGGAGGAUGCCCUGAACGCAGGGAAGGCGUCUCUGCACCCAGAGACAGUGGCCUUACAGACCUGACGGUAAUCUGCUGGUUGAAAUGGAACCAGUGUUUCCAAGUGACGUCAGAAAGUUGCCAAACCUGUCUCAACCCCCUUUCCUAUUUCUGGGUGUUUGUCCUCCCCUAGGGAGAAGGGGCCCCCAUGGGAAGAGCCAGUUGGGUUCUCUGGAAGAGCGCCAGGUCUCCGGGAGGAGGAGAGGGGCAGCACCCCUUCCUGUCCCCCUUCCAGGGCCUUCUACCUCCACAUGACCUUUGGGGUUGGGGACAGGCCACAACCUUUAAGGGACAGUAUUGGCGAAGCCAUUAAGUCUUCACUUGGCCUCAGGGGAGAUGGGGGUGUGACCCCACCACAGGCUUCGGUUUGGGGGAACCUCACGCCUCUGUGCCCCGGGCAGGCAGCACAGCCUUGGCCCCCAAACCGGCCUGCCUUUGGAGGAAAGCGUGGGCUGGGCUGAGGGCGGAAGUGGACAGACAUUCCCUCUUCUCUGUACUGAGACCAGCAGGCCCCGUGGAGGGGGCGGAGGAUC